GCAGGUCCCAGGGGUGCUGCUUCCGGCCGGCGGGGGCUGUCAGAGUUUUUACCCCUGAUGAAGCCGCCAUUACCGGCGUGGAAACGACGCCAGCCCCCCCAGGGGACGCGCAGGGGGUCCGUGGGUCUCCAUAAAAACACGCAGAGACGAACCGGGAGCUUCAGAUGAGGCCGGACUUUCUGCGGAUCCUCCACGAGACAGAAAUGCUGCGCGAGACCAGAGAUCCGGGUUCCUGCGUCCCGGUGAAGCAGAGAGGAAGUCCGGAUGAGACGAGCCCGAGUGAUGGGUCGCGACCCCUGGGCGUCCGCCGGGUCUUCACCAACAGUCGGGAGCGCCGGCGGCAGCAGAACGUCAACGGGGCGUUCGCCGAGCUGCGGCGCCUCAUUCCCACUCACCCCCCCGACAGGAAGCUGAGCAAGAACGACAUCCUGCGCCUCGCGCUGCGCUACAUCCACUUCCUGGACCGGCUGCUGGUGGACCAGGAGGACGGCGGCCUGCAGGGGGCGCCCUCCCCCCGCUGGGCCCAGAGCUGAGAGGACGGAGACUCUGACGGCGUGUUGGAGCAGCAGCGCUACCUGCACCGCUACCAGGUGCAGCUGAGCAGCCAAUCAGAACCCACCGACGGCCGAACCCUUCCCAGACUGGAAGCUGAACUGGAAACCAGUUCUGGUGUUUGGUUUUUAUGUUAAAGACUUCUGGCUCGGUGCAAAUAUUAAUGUCAAAACCUGCGUUUCCAUUUGAAAUGUGCACAAAACUUUGUCGAUAUUCCUCUAAUGUAGGAAAAAUAACAUUUCAACAUUAGCAACAUUUCGCUAAUGUCGAAAUAACGAAAUUUUGCAAUUCCAGUGGAAAUAAGGAAUGCAAUUAGAAUCACAUGUGGAUAAGUUAGUUCACGCAGGAAGCUGCAC
Messenger RNA from Poecilia latipinna (sailfin molly), 908 nucleotides. Its product is annotated as T-cell acute lymphocytic leukemia protein 1 homolog. NCBI's taxonomy places the organism in Eukaryota, Metazoa, Chordata, Actinopteri, Cyprinodontiformes, Poeciliidae. The record is from RefSeq and is a predicted model, not a curated record. The coding region runs from base 165 to 533 and encodes 122 amino acids. Gene Ontology annotation, molecular function: RNA polymerase II cis-regulatory region sequence-specific DNA binding; DNA-binding transcription factor activity, RNA polymerase II-specific; protein dimerization activity. The transcript has 3 exons. Gene Ontology annotation, biological process: regulation of transcription by RNA polymerase II.